AUGCAACAACAUUUAAUUUCAAACACUCUUCAAAAUGAAAUUCCAAUGUACCCAGAAACAAUUUCUGAAUACGUAGAACAAUUAAAGAAAUUUAAGGAAUUUAUUGAAUCAUAUCAUAAAAGAGUUUUAGAACCAUUAGGAUUUUAUAAUAUGAUGCUUAGAACUAAGCAACAAAAGUACACAAUUCCUGAAUAUGAAAUAGACACUAUUAUUCCUAAUUUUGUUAUUAUAUCAGAUUUAUAUGAAGAUAUGUUAAGUAGUGUCAAUGAUUGUAUUGAUCUUACUCGAUCAACACAAAUAGAAAUGCAAGAAAAAGAAGUUGAUGCAUGUAUGGGAAUAGUAACAAAUGAGUUAAUUGAUUCAUAUAAUGGAUUAAUAAAAAGAUUUAGUCGUGGGUAUACACAAUUUGCUGUUGAUUAUCCAUAUGCAUUAACAAAACAUUCUUUUAUGUUAAAGUAUAAUUCUCAAUAUAACCAACAAUGCCUUAAAAUACAAAAAUCAUCUGAAGCAUUAAAUUAUGGUUUAGAACAAUUACUUGAAGGAGUUCUUGAAUACCCCAAUGAUUUACUUAUUGCAUUAAAAGCAUUAUUUAAUAGUAUAACUGUAAAAUACCCAAGAUGGUUUGAAUUUUAUGAUAUGAUUCAGGUUAUUGAAACACUUCAUAAAAAGGUAGAAGAUACCAAAAAAAAUCUUAAAGAUCAUCUUAUUGUUGCACAAACAAAAAUUGAUAUUAAUUUCCCAGGAGGAGUUAGUACAGAAGAAAUUUAUGAUGAAAAUAGAAGGCUUGUAAAAUAUGUUGAUGGAAUAGUAGAAGAUCUACAAACAUUUGAUUAUGAUGGAACUGAACUUAUACAAACAGUUUUUGAACCAAAAGAAUCACGUGAAGUAAGAUUUUAUAUAUUUAAUGAUACACUAUUUAUGACAACACAACCAAAAAGAUCUAUCUUUAGUAUAAUGGCACAUACAGCAUUAAAAGGAAUCAUAUUUAAAAAGAGAUUUGUUUUAACACAAUGUAGUGUAAGAGAAAAGAGUGAUAAUAGGGAGACUAAUAAAUAUAGGUGUGAUAUUGUUGAAGAUACUCCUCAAAAAACAUUUGUUACAGUUGAAUUUGAAGAUGACGCCACUCUUCAAAUUUUUAUUCAAAACCUUGUUAGUGCAAAGUUAGAAUUUGCUAAAACUCAAUGUUUUGGUGUUACUCCAAAAGAUUUCUUAUCAAAAGUAAAACAAGAAAAAGGAAGACUUAUUCCUAGAUUCUUUAGUUAUUGUACUUCUGUAGCUAUUUCACGUGGAAUUAAUGAAGAAGGAAUAUUUAGAAUUAGUUCAGAACAAAAGAAUAUUACUAGACUUAUUAGUCGUAUUGAUAAUGGAGAAUGGAAUUUUGAAAUUGUUAAUCCUCAUGACGCGGCUAAUCUUAUUAAAACAUAUUUAAGAACAUUACCAGUUAGUAUUGCUGGAGAUAAAUUAGAUGAAUUCAUGGAUGCAUUAGAAGAACCAGCCCCAAGUGAAGCAAUUAAAAAAGUAUUUGAAACUAUGCCAGAAUGUAAUGUUGCUAUGAUGUAUGUUUUUGCAUUAGUGUUAAAAGCAGUCGAAGCUAAAAAAGAAGUUAAUAAAAUGGGAAUAGAUAAUUUAUGUAUUGUAGUUGCACCAACGUUUUUCUGGAAAAAGGGAGAAAUACAAAGACAAAAUGGAUUUGAGAUAGUUCAAUAUAUGGUAAAUCAUUUUGAAGUUUUUGAUGCUAUUAGACAACGUGUUGAUGAAGAAUUAAAAAAAGAUGAAGAAAGAAUUAAAAAAGAUGAAGAACGAGCAAAGGAUAGAAGAGAGUUUGUUUUCGGAAAAGCAUCAGAAGAAGAAAAGAAAAGAAAGAAAAUCGAAGAUGAAAUACCAACAAUGACUGUUGAUGAAUUUAAGAAAGCUAAAUUACUUGAAAUACUUGAAAAAGAAAGAAAAGAAAAAGAAGAGUAUAAAGAAAGGAAAAGACUUGAAAGAGAACAAAAAGAAAAAGAAGAAGCAGAAAAAAGAAGACUUCAAGAAGAGGAAAUGGAAAAAGAAAGACUUGAAGCAAUUGAAAGACAAAAAGAAAUUGAUCGUUUAGAAGAAGAAGAAACAAAAGCAAAAAUUGAAAGAGAAAAGAAAAGAGCAGAAAUUGAAAGAGAAAUGGCUGAAAUGGAAAAGAAAGAAAAACAAAGACAAUUAGAGGAAGAGAAAAGAAUAAAAGAAGAAGAGCUUAAACGAAUUGAAAAUGAAAUCAAAAGAAAAGAAGAGGAAUUAAAAAAACAAGAAGAAGUAAGAAAGAAUGUUGCCCAAAUCAUAGGUACUUGUUGUGUUUGUAAUAGUAAUGUAUUAGAUACAGAAGAUUCACUUAAUGCUGGUAAAAGAUUAGUACAUGAACGUUGUUUUGUUUGCAAAGUUUGUAAAGAGAAAAUUUCAGGAAAAUUUGCAUGGAGAGAAAAUGGGUUUAUUUGUGGAAAUUGUGUUAGUAAAGAAAAUAAUUCAAGUCAAUCAACUGGAAGUUCAAAUUUGUGUGGAAAAUGUGGAAAACCAGUAGAAGGAAAAAUAUUAAAAGCUAUGGGAAAAGUAUGGCACCAUGAAUGUUUUAUUUGUGCUAAAUGUGGUGGAAAAAUUUCAGGUGGUUUUGUUAAUUGGGAUGGAAAACCAGUUUGCAAGAAUUGUAAAGAUUCAAUAUAA
Messenger RNA from Entamoeba dispar SAW760, 2685 nucleotides. Its product is annotated as lim domain, putative. The record is from RefSeq and is a predicted model, not a curated record. NCBI's taxonomy places the organism in Eukaryota, Evosea, Mastigamoebida, Endamoebidae. Gene Ontology annotation, cellular component: cytoplasm. Gene Ontology annotation, molecular function: GTPase activator activity. The transcript has a single exon. Gene Ontology annotation, biological process: small GTPase-mediated signal transduction. The coding region runs from base 1 to 2685 and encodes 894 amino acids.